This is a messenger RNA of Phaedon cochleariae (mustard beetle), 648 nucleotides long. The record is from the annotation of a GenBank genome assembly. Lineage: Eukaryota; Metazoa; Arthropoda; Insecta; Coleoptera; Chrysomelidae.
AUGGCCAAUCCUAACACUGCUGGUCCUUUAGGGGGAACCAACACGGAAGACGAUGAGCUAACCCUUCCAAGGGCCAGUAUCAACAAGAUGAUCAAAGAAUUGGUACCCUCUGUUAGGAUAGCGAAUGAAGCUAGAGAACUUAUACUGAAUUGCUGCACAGAAUUCAUUCACCUACUCAGUUCAGAAGCCAACGAAAUAUGCAACCAAUUACACAAGAAGACCAUCAAUGCAGAACAUGUUCUACUGGCACUGAACAGGCUGGGUUUCUGUGACUAUACGGCCGAAGCAGAAGCAGUGCUGAAAGACUGCAAAGCUGUGGCAGCUAAACGCAGGAGACAGAGCACAAGGCUGGAGAACCUAGGAAUACCUGAGGAAGAAUUGCUGAGGCAACAACAGGAGCUGUUUGCUAAGGCCAGACAGGAACAGGCUUUUGCUGAUCAGCAGCAGUGGGAACAACUGCAGGCUGCAGCUCAGCAGGCUCAAAUGUCCACACAAAUAGUUGCCAUUUUCUUACAGCACUCAGAGGCUGCAUCCAUCAGAGAGAAGCUGACGAGUCUACCGUUGAAGUUGAGGUAUAUACAAUGUGCUCAAUCGAUGGUAGUUUUCAUUCUUGAGAAUGAAGAGCUGACAUUUUUCUUCAGGAUAUAA